UUUUCCUGCAGGCAUACCAAGCACACACACAUACAUACUUACCUACAUUUGAUAACAUAUACACACAUAUAAAUGCAGGGCUAUCGAUAUUCCCACCCCCAAUGUGGCAACUAUACUCGCCAGUUUUUAUUGCCUUUGCACAUAUUGUUUUUGUUGACUUCACGGUGCGUGCUAUUGUAUACCGACAGCAGUUUACUGCUGACGAUAGCUUUUACUUAGUUUCCUCGAGUCGUGCUACAUCUAUGUUUGGUCUAUAGUCUCCGUUAGUUCUUCAGCUUUUACUUCUUUUGCGUCGUGUAGUAAAGCAAUAAAUGGCGCUAAAUGUAUUAGUUUACAGCCGUAGUAGUUAGUACAUACAUUUUGAAUAGAGAGAAAGAAUCUCAUAGUCAAACCCAGAGGCACUGGCAAUUUAGUGUCAACUUCUCAGUUGCCAAUUUCACAACUGCACCGCUCGUCGUUCACAGAAAUUGAAAGUUAAAAAUAUAAUUUCUUUCCGCACAACCUUAUCUGCAGUGGCACACAAUAUUUUGUUGCUGUUAUUGUUGUUCUGUUUCUUUUUAUUUUCUUCACGACUACAAGAACAGCGCCACCCAGCAACCCCCAGGUUCACAAAAGAUUGUAUAAGCAAGUGUAUGUACUUGCAUAAUUGCAUAGAGAGGAGAUGGAGUAUAGAUAUGAUGCGACAGUACACCAAACAACUCACCCUUAAACGGCAGCGGAGACACCUCAGCAGGUUUACUAACUCACACUGUACUCUUAGUAGACGGGUGUGCGUUGCGGUCACAGACGGACGCACAGUGGACGCGCAUUAACUAUUCUUAGUUGUCGGCAGGAUACACACACACAAUCAUAAGUUUACAAAAUAUAUACACAUAUUAUAUUGUGUUUGUUUGUGCACACAUACACAUACAUAAAAGUGUCUUUCGUUACAUAUGGGUGUAUAUAUGACAGAGUUACAUACGUACAUACUAGAGAUGUGCAUGUGAGUUUAAGACUGUAUGGUGUCUUCAGUCACGGCCCAUUUUAGUCGCUUAAACAGUAGUGUUAGUGUUGCCGUGAUUAAAUCAUCGCCGCCAAACUGUGCGCUCGCGAAAAACGAAAGUUAAGAAACACUUCAAUAUUCCAACAGCAGCGGUAGGAACAGUAGAGGUGCGACAGCAAUAGCAAAAAAUAACCAAAUUGCCACCUAGUCGCUGUCAUCCGCAACGCUGUCAGGCAGACAUUCUUGGUUUAGUGUGUGAUUUGGUUGCAGAAUGUUGACGUGUAGUAAUAGAGAUUUGUAAUUUUUCCUGCUAUUUUCUUUAUUUUCGAAUGCAGUGAGAAGUGAGCAAUAAAAGAACAUUUUCUAAGCUAUAAAACGAGUUUUUCUAAUUGAUAAUAAAAGCAAAAGUUUAAAUUUGCUUCAUAAAAAUAAAAGGAAUAUAUAUUUUAUUAAACUCAAAUUUAACAAAAUGUGCAAAGUUGUGUAAUUAAAGUACAGAAGAAAUGAAAAAAAGUGAAAAGUGAAAGCCAAAACGGAUAAGCAAUAUUUAACGCAACCCACCCAAACAAGCUUGGCAGCGCAAACCUUUUCCAUUUAUUUAAAAUAAUUUUUAAGUAGUUAUAGCUCUAUAUAAAUAAAAUAGUGCCCGUUAUUAACAUUUUCCGUCGUUGACACAAAUUCGCCGUUAACGUGUCAUGAUGAAUUUCUCCGCGUUCGGUGGUCCCUUUUCCGGCAUACAUCAGUUUGCGGCCAAAUUCGGCCACGACACACAAGGUCCACCCGGCGCCUUUGCCACGCCCACCGGCAUCAAUGGCAAUACAACGGCGGGAGUCGCCGAUAAUCAUGUGCAACGCUAUCAGACGAACGGCAAUCAUUUCAAUCAAAAUAUACCAAAUGUCUCGGCCGCCAAUAACACAAUGCAAUACGGACAAAAUAUAUCCAUACCAUAUUCACAGCCGCAAACUGAUUUGAAUUUUCUCAACUCCACAGACCAUAAAGGGAAGAUACAUCCGAAGAUCGAACGCGACCGCGAAGAAGUUUUGAAUCAACAAAUUUUGCAAAAUGUCAAUCAGUCGUGGCAAACAUUGGCCAAUACUGCCAACACCGUUGAUUACUCGUCUCAUUUGCUAUCUGCAACACUGCCAAUCUCAAUACAACACUUCCUCAAAUAUUCCGAAACAAUAAAGAAGGAAUCCUCAGGUAUUGUCGGCUCUCAAAUCAACUCAGGGAAUUUAAAUUUGAGCAAUUUGGAUACAUCACCAUCGGGUUUUAAGGGUGAUGUUCUCAAGAAUGGCACGAAUUUGAGUCUGGCACUCGGCGGUGUCGCACUCGCUCCACCGUCCAAUCAGCAAGCAAAUGGUGCUACACAUCACAAUGGUGGCAUUGUUGGCAUGGAUCAUACUGGCCAUAUGACCAAUAUGACAGAUAACACAAAUAAUGGUGCAUCUCUACAUCAGGGUGUUAACGGCAAUGUACCAAAUCCAAUUGUCAAUGGGCAGGCAAAUAAUGGUCAACCCACCACAAAUGGUACGGUAACGAAUGGUAACACAGUUACGAGCACUGCACCGGCUGGCACCACGACUACCUCAACCGGUGGUACUACAACGACCACUGGCAAGAAGACCAGAAAGAAGAAACCACCAAAGGAGAAGAAGCCGCGCCCGAAACCGGGUGAGAUUCGUGAGAUUAAAGCUUUGGAUGGUUCCACACUCUAUUGCUGUCCUGAAUGUCAGAUGGCUUAUCCAGAUCGUAGUUUAAUCGAACAGCAUGUUAUCUCACAUGCCGUAGAGCGGCGGUUCGUUUGCGACAUCUGCAAUGCAGCAUUGAAGCGUAAAGAUCAUUUGACCCGUCACAAGCUGUCGCACAUACCAGAUAGACCACAUGUUUGUAAUAUUUGCAUGAAGUCAUUCAAGCGAAAGGAGCAAUUAACACUACACAUUGUCAUACAUUCCGGAGAAAAGAAACAUGUUUGCGUUGAGUGUGGCAAAGGCUUCUACCGUAAAGAUCAUCUGCGCAAGCACACACGAUCGCACAUUGCACGUCGCGUUAAGUCGGAAGUAUCGGCGCAGAAUGUAAAUGGCGGCAGUGGCACCGGAAACACUGCUCAGAACAACACGAUACAAGGCUCCUGAGGUUCGUACAAGGACUUUUGGUAAAUCUUCAAAAAAACUUCACUCGUGCUACAGCAUGUUGAAGGCAUCAACUGCCAUGGCCGCGCUUAUCCAAAAACGCGUCGUUGUUAGUGGGUGCAGUCAAUGUGUGUGUAGUGUGAAGUUUCUCUGAAUGUUUAUCAAUUGUCCUGCUGAGCCUUAAUCGAUGUUAAAUGGAGCUGAAAUACAAGAAAAAGUUGAAAGAAUGUGAAAGAAAGUGAAUUUUUUCUAAUUAAUCAUGAGAAAAUAGUAAUUUUUGAUUUUAUUUUACAAUUAUUUUGGUAAAAAAAUUUAACGUGAGAAAAAGAGUUCGUGCAAAAGAAUGAUAAUAUUCACAAUCGCACAAAGCUACAUACAUAUAUGUAUAAAGUAGAGCACGGCGUCACAUUUGCAAUUGAGCGCCAAUAAUAACAACAAUUAGUAAUAACUGAAACCGUUAAAUAGCAAUUUCGAUGUACAAAAUAUUUAUUUAAAAAAUAUUAUAUAAUAUAAUAUUAUUUAAAAAUAUGUUUGAUGUUAGGAAGAUAAAAAAAAAACUAAAAACAAAAACUAAAAUAUUAUUUAUGCUGAAGAAAAAGUAGAAAAUACUAAACAAUAUUUUAACGACACGAAUAGCUCAUGGUGAAGAACGCGCAAAUAAUUACAGGCAUACAUACGAGUAUGUAUAGGUAUAUCUAUGCUUAAUUGUACGCGCCUUUACAUAUGUAUACAUACAUGCAUAAGAAAGCAUCAAAGAAAAAAACAAUUAAAUUAAUUUUAUGAUAGUGAAUAAUUUUGUUUGUUUUAUUUUUGAGGAUCUGUGAUCUUUUUUGGCUAUCAAAAAUGCAUAAAACAAGACAACAAACGAUCGCUAAUAAUAAAUACAUAAAUAAGUGCGAGUGAAUAUACGAUUGUAAUAAUAUUAAUAGAUAGCAGACACACAUGUAUCUGCUGUAUUGGUGUGCAUAAGUAAAAACAAUAUAAAAACUGAAGCAAAACAUUAUACGUUUUUAUAUGUUGCAAAUAAAAAUAAAAAAAACAAUCACGUGCAAUUUAAUUUAUUGUAUAUUUUUUGUGUUUUUUUCAAUUCUGUUAUACCUAAUUUUUGUUCUGUUCAAGUUUUCCCAUAUUUAAUCAAAUAUUAAUUAAGUAUUAAGUAAAAAAUAAACAACGCAAAGUUAAUACUUUGAGUUAAAUAUAAGUAUACAUACGUACAUAUUAAGAAUACGCAAUUACAUACAAACAUACAUGCAAACAAUUUAUAAUUGAGUUAAAAAUUGUAUCAGUAUUGCUACGACUUACACCGUACUGCACAACAAUUAUUUUUAUCAAUUUACGUAUGUAUAGUACAUAUGUAUGUAUAAGGAUGUACAUACUAUACAUAAGUUUAAUGUAAAUAAGCAUUAAAAUAUGUAGUAAAGUCAAGUAGUUACGGCAUUUAUUAUGUAUAUACAUAAGCGCAUACAAUUGAAACAGACAAAAAUAUUUCUUUCUAGUUAAGGAUUUUUAUGUUCAGCUUAAUUGAAGAAUUUAAAAAUUUAAUAUAUUAUUUUUUGAGCCACGCAAUUACACUUUAACCGACUGACUACUGGAAUCCUAUACACCAAACCAUAUAUCGAAACAUACAUGCAUACAUAACUACAGAUAGGCCAGUAAACAUUCUAAGUUUAAUUUAAGCGUGACUCAUAUUAGAUUCAACAUAAAUAUAUACUAGCCUACUCCGAUUUACAUACUUUAUAUUUAUACUUUGAACAGAGUAUAUUACAUUGUCGGAACUGUCGAUAUCGAGCCGCUGUAGGAUAUAGCUGCCACACAAAUUGAUCGUUCAAAAUCAAGUCUUUGUAUGAAUAACUAUUUUAUUUCACAAGAUAUCUUCGCAAAAUUUGAAACAGAUUAUUGCUCAAGGCAACUCUACAACUUCCGAAAAAAUUGUUCAGAUCGAACAACUACCGCAUAUACAUGGCUGACAUACAAACUAACCAAUCAAAAUCAAGUUCGUGUAGAAAAAACCUUUUUUUUUUUGGCAAGAUAUCUUUCAGAAAUUUGGCAUAGUUUAUUACCCAAGGCAGAAGUCUCCAAAAAAAAUGGUUAAAAUCGGAACUGACAUACAAACUGACAAAAUUAAGCUAAAGAUUAUUUAAUAACCUUUUAUCCUCUAAAAAAAUGUACCAGUGAAUGGUAUUAUAUGUCCGGCGCUGGCAUUUUUUCUUCAUUCAUAAUGUCAUUACAUUUAAUGAACAUCAUUAACCCUACGACAUUAGCAUGCCCUAAAUCAGAACAUUUACAGUGAUUUCGACAAAUUAAGAUUUUCUUCAACGACGAUUACAGAAACUUUGUACGCAAAGUAGUCAUACUGAGCAAGCAUUGAGUCAGCACCUGCAAUAUUUUUUGCAGUAAAAACACCUCUCACUUGCACACAUCGUUUUUAACUUGCCGAGUCACAUAAAAACUUAAUUUUAUUAAAACAACUUAGUUUAUGUUCAUCGCCAUUAAUCUGACUGAUCCAACGCGAUUAAAUUUGACAAGACAACUGACAACUCAGAUACAAGUAGCAUUUAUUGGCUAGAUUCAAUUUGCCAUUCAAAUUAAAUUACAUUUCGACUUGCCAACCACGGCUAUCAUUUCACUAUAGUGAUAACCAAAACAUAAUGGCGACAAGACAAGAAUUAACAAAUUUUCAAGUUCAACUAAAUCCAUGCAUACAUAUACAAUAAAUAAGAUACAAAUUUAUAUACAUAUAUAGAUUUAAAUAAAUAAGCUAUACAAACAUUGCCAUUAAUACAGUUAAGCACAGCAUAAAUAAAUAUAAAUAAAUAACCACUGAACAACAAACAAUAAGAAGCAAAUACAACAAACAAUACUUGAAAUACAAAUUUUGCAGUAAACUUAUAGUUCAAUUCAAGUUCAUACAAAGUAUAGAAAUUUAAGAUCAACUACAUAUUUAUAACUUAAUCAAAUGAGCAUAUAAAAAUCUAUUUUUUGUAAGUUAGCCAACUAAGCCGUAUUUAUACAUAAACUAAACUAAACAAAUUCCCAAAUAAAAACAAAUAAAUUUAAUAAAAAAUAUAAACACAAAUGAAAUCUGUAAAACAUCACCAAAUUUACGGCGAUUAUUUUUCUACUAACAACUACAUACAUGCGCAUGGUUGCAUGCAAAGCAUGAAUAAACAAAAUAGUCUAUAAUGUCAAAUUUUGACAAGAGUGUACUGAGCACAUACGACUAAGUAUAUACAGUACAGUAUAACGGUUUGUAUGUUUGUACUGUGUUAUUUUCAUGAAAUACUACAACAUACGGUCAUGAAUAAAUGUGCUUCAAAAUGCCGAAGGUGUUGAUGUUUUCAUGCAUCACAAUCAUCAAACUAUAUAAUUAGUAAUACAUAAGAAACAUGCAUACAUACAUACAUAUAUACAACAAAAAGCGAAUUAAAGUUCAAACACUUAUUUUAAGUGACAGCAAAGAUUUGUUCAAAUUAAUUGCAUUUGACUCAGCACUCAUAAUUAACUUGUAUUACAAUAAAAUAAAACACUAGCACUAAGAAGAAACAAAUGCUGCAAAUAAAUACAUUUAUAGAUUUCGUAAUAGCCUACUCCUUGCAAAGCGAUACCAAAAUCAUAAUCGUGGUCAACAAAUAAUCAAGUUUCAGUAUAGGUAUACCUACAAUAAAUACAAUUAACUGAUAGAUCGCAGAAUAAUAACCAAUAUAACCGACAAUUUGUAUAUAAAGUGUAUCUUAUAGAACGAAUCAUAAAAAUGCAACGGCAUAAAUAUUUAUAAGGAGAUUUUUUGAAUAAUAGUACUUUUUCAGUAUUAUAAAUAAUAAUUUUUUAAGAGAGAACUUUCAAACACUUUUGGACUCGAAUCAUCUAUUAACAGAGCUGCUUAUAAAACUGGGAAAAAAUCAAAGAAAAAAAGAUAUCAAAGUGUCAUGAAAUAAAAAUGAAUCAGUUCAACGCUGAUUCAAUUAUAGUUGUAGCGGUAGCCCUAAAAAACAAGUACAAGAGGGUUUUAGCUCAUAAUGACAAAAACAAUUUUAGCUUUGAUUUUAUGAUUCUAAAAUAAGUUUUUUAAACAUUGCAACCAAUGCAAAUGCGUUUUUUUUUUUGGUAUGGUAACUGAAUAAAUCACACAAAAUCUAAAAAUUCAUAAGAAAAACCAAAAAAAAAGUUUUUUUGACAUUAUGAAUUAAAAAAUAUUUUUGUAUGAAAGAUCACGCUCUCAAGUUAUACAACCUUAUAUAAUUUAACCAUGCGUUAAACAAGUUCUGUAACUUUAAAAAAUCAACGAAAACUUUGUCUCCAUUACUUGCUUUUCAACCAUUCUAAUCUUGGUGUGCGUAUCAUUCAAUUAUACACAAAAUUAAAAAAUUAAAAUCAGCAAACGAGCAUAUAUGUUGAAUAUCAUUAAACAAUACAGUGUGAACCUUCCUUCAAUUGCAGAUAAAAACAAAUAGACAUUAGAAAAAUAAAAAGCCAUGAAAUUCGAAAAGGAUUAAAUGUACGAAGGCGGAUAUGUAUGUAUGUACAUGCGAAAAUUGCAAAUUGUGCGUUAAACUAAUGUAAUCACUUGAUUUGAUAUAUGAAAUAAUAGAAGUUGGUUUCUUGAAAAUAGUUAAAGUUUACCACAAACUGAUUUAUUGUUGGAACAUGGACUUACAUAUAUUACAUACGCUCAAAUCAUGCUCACACACGCUCUAUUUUGCCUUAAAUCAGCUAGAGACUGGAAAUGAAAUGGAAGAUGAAAGUUUAUAGGCGCUUCCAUUCAAACUUUCGUGAAAUAAAAUUAUAAAACUUUCUUUCUUUCAUACCAACUCGCCAUAUACAUGCGAUGGUUCUUUACAACAACUUUUUUAAAUAAAAUUCUUUUAUUUUCAGUCUUUUUUCGACAAUUUCAUUUUCUGCAUUUUGCUUGAAACUGAUCCUUAAAACUUCUAAUUGCCGUUUAUGCAUUGCUCUUAAAGUCAACAAUAAUUCACUCAAAUAUCACUAAAGCGUGACUCAUCUAAAUAUAAUAAACUAAUAUAAAAACUACUUUUUAUUUUUUCUCCGCUUUUUGAGCUAUCCAGCGAACUAAGUUGCACAGAGAUCAUUUGGAUUAUAUGCAACGAUUUAGGUUAAUUUUGCCACUUUCCGCUGUUGUAACAAAAGCACACAAAAACAUUUUUUAAUAUAUUCUCAAAUAAAUACGGUGAGUUGCCUAAAACCUGAGUUUCACACAAUAUCGAAUCAAGCUAUCACACUAGACCCUUUUUUCGUAAACACACUCAUCAAACGGAAUCAUUUUCAUCAAUAUGAUUUAUGUGUAAUUAAUAUAAAGUAAUUAAGCGAAAAUGUAAUCUAAAAUUAAAUAAAAUUAAAGUAAACAACAACAAAGAAAUUAAAUGAACUCAGGGAUAGAGCCUCCAAAAAUAUAUAAAUAAAAUACACGCAAUAUUUUAGCAAAAAAGAGAAAAAACAAAACCAAAAUAAAUAUAUAAUUACUUAUACGAAAUUUUAAAUUUAACAAAUUUUAACGAGAAUGAAAAUAUAUGUCUAAAAUACAUGAAAUAACACAGCGUAAAAAUUCAUAAUGAAAAACUCAAAGCACCAGAAGAAAAUCCAAAAUUAAUUGAUUGAUAUAAAAGUUAAAAUAUGUGGAAAGCAGAUAAAACUUAAAAGUAAAGAACAGCUUAAAGCAUAUUUGAAAGCGUCAAAUAAAAAGCGAACAAAGUUUUAAUAUGAAAUUAAAACACUUUAAACAAUUUCACACAAAAUUUUGCACAACACUUAUUAAAUAAUUUAUGUACUCUUGUAUGGCAAACAAAAAACUUAAAAGUCAAGGCAGAUUUAUUGUAAUUUAAACUCGAAAUGUUGUUUUGCUUUAAAAAAUAUUCAAUUUUUUGUGAUAAAAUACAUAUGUUUGAAUACAUUCUUAUAUAUACUACAUAUACAUAUGUAAGUUAACUCUUCUGGUAUGUAUUUUACUAAACACAAAAACAAGUUGUAGAAAUUUGGUAUUAGGGGCUUAGAAAUGAUUCGAUAGAGUUUUGAAAAGUGUUUAUGGGUUUUUUUCCUGUUGCCAAAUGGCAGUAGUAGUGCAGUUCACUUAAAUAAUGCAUAAAUAUGUACAACCUGCAGCUUAAAAGUAUAAGAAAUACUACAUAAUACAGUGGCAGCAUUACCGUUAGUAAGUCCAGUAGGUUUCAGUGAUGAGUAUAUUUAUUAAGGUGUCCGUUAUUUUCCAAGUUAAUUUUUUCAAACGCUCUCUGAAGCAUUUGCGCUAACAAAAACGGUUACAACGUAAACAAGCUCUUUAUUUACAAUAUAAACGGUGUCUAAGUUAUUUUAUUUUUCUCAUAUAUUUCAUUUUUUGACAAAGCAAAUAAACCUACAACUUUGAAAGAAUGAUGUUCUAAUAUAAAAUUUUCCAUUCUGCAAAAAAUUGUAUAAAAACAUUUGUUUAAAAGUUAUACGCAGUUAAAGUUAUGCAUCAAAUGUACUGUACUCAUACACUACACCACGUCGUAUGAGCAACACUGAAUGCAUAAAUCACUUGUAUGAAUGUUCUAGUCAUUUGCAAACCAAAUAUAUAUUUAUACUUAUUUUUAUACUUGUUACUUUUUACCUUCUUAUUUCAUGUUUAUAUUGUGAACUAUUAUUUGACAAAAAUAUGUCAAUAUGUUAAAUGUACAAUUUUAUGUUUGAAAAAGUUUGUACAAACUACUGCUAGACUAUUAGUUGCCUUUUAUAACUUUCAAUUUGGGUUUUUAUAUUAUAGUGGACUGAUUUCAGCGUUGAAUAAGAUAAUUAAGAUAAUGUCUAUACACAUUGUGUUAGGAACUUUUAGACUUUACAAAAUUCUUCAUUUUUUUAAUAAUUUUGCUCACUUACUUGCUAUUAUAUGAAGUAGUUUAAAUAAUUUUAAGUUUGAGCAAACAGAUGUAAGGUUAGAAAGUAAUUGAAUGGCAAAAUUGAUAACAAACGGUAUGAAAAAUAAUAUUUUUGUAAACGACCUGAAAUGAAUAGUUUAUUUUUAUAUGCAGAAAGAUAUUGGGUGUAGCGAGUCAUGACUUUGAUCAGGUUUUCAAAUAUAAAUAUAUACAUAUGUAGGUAUGUAAUAGUAAGCUGCGAACAAACGACGACUUGGUAGUACGUAGUAGGAUUAUAUAAACUAUUUUUAUGAAAAUAUGGACUGUAAAAUGAAACGAUACGGAAGAAUGAAAAAUUAAAAGCUCGCCACUAGAAAAGCAAGUGAGCAUAUGAAAUACUUAUAAUGUUGUGAAGAAAUGCAUGCAUACGAGUACAUACAUAUUGGUUAAAUGAAUAUUAAAGAAAAAUAUAAAAAUUAAAUUCACUUUA
Bactrocera oleae (olive fruit fly) is the source of this 10446-nucleotide messenger RNA. It is a transcript of the gene l(3)neo38, whose product is annotated as lethal (3) neo38. NCBI's taxonomy places the organism in Eukaryota, Metazoa, Arthropoda, Insecta, Diptera, Tephritidae. The record is from RefSeq and is a predicted model, not a curated record. Gene Ontology annotation, cellular component: nucleus. Gene Ontology annotation, biological process: regulation of transcription by RNA polymerase II. Gene Ontology annotation, molecular function: DNA-binding transcription factor activity, RNA polymerase II-specific.